AUGACGGCUUGUCAAGAGGAAGAUUUGCCCAUAGGGAAUCCCAACCUUGAAGCCCCCAAUGAACCCAGUACCGAACCCAUUCAAGACAGUCUUAUUGUGAAUAAGCAGCAAUGGGCUUUUUUUGCGGUCGCUUUCUGGGGGUGGACAUGGGAUGCAUUGGACUUUUUCACUGUUUCCCUCACUACAACUGAGCUUGCCGAGACCUUCAACAAAUCAAUUACGGAUAUUUCAUGGGGAAUGACCCUUGUUCUCAUGCUCAGAUCUGCGGGGGCCAUUACCUUCGGCAUCGCGUCAGACCGUUGGGGCCGGAAGUGGCGUUUUGUGGUGAACCUCAUACUGUUCUCUGUGUUCGAGCUGGCAACUGGCUUUGCACAAACUUUCCAACAGUUUUUGGCCUCUCGUGCUUUAUUUGGGAUUGCCAUGGGUGGUCUGUACGGCAAUGCAGUAGCCACUGCACUGGAGGAUUGCCCGACAGAAGCACGCGGAAUCAUGUCUGGUAUCCUACAGCUCGGCUAUGUCUUCGGCUACCUGCUUGCGACAGUGUUCUCCCGAGCAUUGGUCAAUACCACAUCUCACGGAUGGAGGCCACUCUUUUGGUUUUCUGCUGGCCCGCCAGUCUUGAUCAUAAUUGGCCGGGUAUUCCUUCCAGAGACGAUGGCUUUUCAGCAGCGCCAACGACUACGAAAUGAACGUAGAAAUACAGCCGCUACAACGUUCAUUCAAGAGGGAAAAGACGCUGUCAAAAACCAUGGGUUGAUAUUUAUCUAUCUAUUCCUCUUUGCGGCUGGAAUCAAUUUCAUGUCACAUGGAUCUCAAGAUCUUUAUCCGACAAUGCUUAAAGUACAGUACGGAUUCUCAUCAACCCAGGUAACUGUCACGCAAGUCAUAGCCAAGGUUGGGGCUAUCUUCGGUGGCACCUUUUGUGGAUGGAUUAGUCAAAUCAUUGGGCGUCGUCUGUCGGUGAUUAUCAUCAGUAUCAUCGGCGGCGCCCUCAUCUAUCCUUACACUUUUGUGGGAGGUAAGGCUGUGAUCGCAAGUGCCUUUUUUGAGCAAUUUAUGGUUCAAGGAGUGGCUGCUAUUGUCCCUAUUCACAUGUUGGAGCUAUCGCCAGCCUCGUCUUGCACUUUUGUCGUGGGUGUUGCCUAUCAAUUGGGCAAUCUUGCCUCGUCAGCGAGUUCGACCAUCGAUUCUACCAGGCGACAGCGACGGGGAGUGUAUCAACAUUCACCGAUGAUCACUCUGAAAAACCAUGCGCACGAAGAUCUUCAUCAUCGGUGGAUAUGA
Molecule: messenger RNA, 1284 nt
Organism: Penicillium cataractarum
Lineage: Eukaryota; Fungi; Ascomycota; Eurotiomycetes; Eurotiales; Aspergillaceae
Exons: 4
Coding region: 1-1284 (427 amino acids)
Biological process (GO): plasma membrane lactate transport
Cellular component (GO): plasma membrane
Molecular function (GO): secondary active monocarboxylate transmembrane transporter activity
Source: RefSeq, a predicted model, not a curated record